Messenger RNA from Notothenia coriiceps (black rockcod), 333 nucleotides. RefSeq names its product spectrin beta chain, non-erythrocytic 5-like. The record is from RefSeq and is a predicted model, not a curated record. The transcript has 3 exons. The annotation marks the transcript as partial. Lineage: Eukaryota; Metazoa; Chordata; Actinopteri; Perciformes; Nototheniidae.
GAGGUGAUGAUUAAUGUCGGAGAUGUUGGAAAGGAUUACGAACAUGGAGUUCAGCUGCUGAAGAAACUCAGCGAGUUCAGGGGAACUGGAGAUGGGGACGUGACAGUAGACGACGCUCACAUCACAGCCAUCAACAGACUGGCAGACAGACUGGAGAAGAGACAGAGUGCAGGAGAACUGGUUACUGUUAGACAGAGGAGAAAGCAGCUCAACGACAGGUGGAGCAAGUUUCACGGAGAUCUAAGCAAUUACAAGAAGAAGCUUGAAGGGGCGCUGGCGGUCCACGCUCUGAUCCGAGAGCUCGAGGAGGUUCGAGACAGAGCCAAUGAGAAG